Coregonus sp. 'balchen' is the source of this 24322-nucleotide messenger RNA. The record is from the annotation of a GenBank genome assembly. NCBI's taxonomy places the organism in Eukaryota, Metazoa, Chordata, Actinopteri, Salmoniformes, Salmonidae.
AUGGCAGAAAAGGUGAAGUGUGUGUCCCUCCCUGACUCUGUCCUUCAUAGCUCCAUUAAGAGGUAGGGGAACUGAGACUGACUUAGCUGCUUCCCAGUCUGGUUUUAAGGUGCCCCUGUCUCCUUGUUGGGUUUCCCCCAUCAGAAUUGUUCUCUUGCACCCCAACCCUUUUCUCUUAUUACACACACUGGAUCUGUUUUAGGUGUGUACUUUCAUCAUUCGGUCUAGCCUAAGUGGUACUAUCUGGGUGGGCGGUGUUUAUAAUGUCUUUGUUCUGGCAGCUAAGGGGUGUGUGUGUGCGCUUCAACUGUGAGAACACUGUGUGAGAAUCAUUGUCUGCAGAUGGACAGUUUGGUCCUUCCCUCUCUCAUCUCUAAUGGUUCUGCAGGGAUUCCACUGUGAAUUUCCCAGUGGUGCUGUGGUAUUAAACUUUGAUGUGGGAUAAUGGAGUUAUUUUCUGCGCUCAGACACACAAGCUCCUCUGAAGAGUUUCACACUGUCUCUCAGACAGACUGUGUAAUGUGAAAAAUAACCCAAGAUGGUAGCCAAAACUGUAAAGUCUACCAACUGCAAAACUACCAGGUCUUACCUACCAAACAUAGCCCUAUAGGCAAGCCAUAUCAGGUAGGGUAUUAAUGUCUUGUCUAGCUAGUGGUCUAUACCUUGUUCCAGUGUAAUAACACAAUAGCUAGGCGGUCCUUCUUUAGUGCUAGCAGGAUUGGAUUUGGUUUCCCAGCAGAACGAUGACCGAUCCUCCUUUCUGCUGAUCAGGCUAUCCAUUUUACUUAUGCGGUGGAUCUGAGUCUUGUGCAAAUCUUUCUUGGCAGGACUGUCAUGUUGCUGAGAUAGAGAGACGUGGGAGGCAGGGGAAAUGACUGCUUUGCUGUCUGCCUCGUGGUACUGUAUGUAUGCAGGAAGCCUGGUGUGAUUCUAGUGUGGGGAAGUGGUGGCAUGGCCCAUUGGCCCUGUUUCGCUACAUCAUCAGCAUGCAGUGUAGUUAAACAGGAAGCGGAAAAUUCCGGAAGUUGCGAAUUGACUUCUUAUCUUACUUUGGUUCCCAGGAAGGGUAGAGGAGGUUAGCGCUGACUGAGAGACAUCAAAUUACUGUAUGCGGGACAAUUUCCCAGACCCAGAUGUCUUUUUCUUGGAAAACACUUUCAGUGGGGACUCUGCAUUGAGCAUGCUUUUUAGUCCAGGAGUAAACUUAAUCUGGGACUGGGAAACUGGCUUAUUGUGUUCUUUGAGACCCUUUUGUGCUUGCCGACUUAUGCCGACAUAGGCUAAUGAUAGUGUUACAAGCUACUGGUUUAGGCCUAUAAUUUAAGGAUAUGUGUGUUUGUAUUUUUGAUAGGAUAGCUCUUAGAGCUGCUGGCAUGUCUAUCCUUCCCACACCCUUUAGAGAAUUUAUUUUAUUUAACCUUUAUUUAACUAGGCAAGUCAGUUAAGAACAAAUUCUUAUUUACAAUGACGGCCUACACCGGCCAAACCCGGACGACGCUGGGCCAAUUGUGCGCCGUCCUAUGGGACUCCCAAUCACGGCCGGUUGUGAUACAGCCUGGAAUCAAACCAGGGGGUCUGUAGUGACGCCUCAAGCACUGAGAUGCAGUGCCUUAGACCGCUGCGCCACUCCGGAGCUGAAGGAAUGUGACCAGUUCCACGACCAUCCUCCUGAGCUCUAUCUCUUGUUAGCCACUUACUACCCCCCCCCCCCCCCCCCCCCUUCCCUUCCCUUCUACAGGAACCUACCUUAAAGACCCUCUGGGUCUAAGGUCAACUUCAACCUAAAACACAACACUAUUUCAACGCUCAUUCAUAAGACUGCUGCUUGAUUGUCUUUCCUUCUGUUGAUCCUAAUGCCUUUUGAUUUGGUUUGAGAUUAAUAGUUGGUAUUUUCUUGUCAUCGAUUUGAGUAGUUAACUAGGCCAGUUAGUUAGGCUAACUCAGUUGCGUAGUUAUCUAGGCCAGUUAGUUAGGCUAACUGAUUUCAGUAGCUAACUAGGCCAGUUAGUUAGGCUAACUGAUUUGAGUAUUUAACUAGGCCAGUUAAUUGGGCUAACUGAUUUGAGUAGUUAUUAACUAAGCCAGUUAGUUAGCUAACUGCUUGCCUACUUGUCAAGGGGGUCAGAGCUGGGGCACUUCUCGGCCCCUCUCCUCCCCUGCCUGUGGCUUGUUUAAUGGGUGGGGUUAGAAUCUACUGUGCAAACACAUUCCAUAUGAAGGUGGAGAGGCUUUUCCCAGGAGGAAAACAAUGUUUGUUGUAGAGGUUUCCUUACAGUAGGAAGUUAAUAUAGUGACACAUUGACCAUAUUUCAGGGACCAUUGUUAUUUUUCUGACCAUGUCAGCCAGGACCUGACCAGGAAAACCUCUCAGACGUAUUUGAAUUUUUUUCUGGUUAUUUCAUGUGAUUAGUAAAAACUCCUGAGCCCAACCAUAGUUUAUGGUGACUGACCGUUGUGUUCUUGUACAGUGAGGGAAAAAAGUAUUUGAUCCCCUGCUGAUUUUGUACGUUUGCCCACUGACAAAGAAAUGAUCAGUCUAUAAUUUUAAUGGUAGGUGUAUUUGAACAGUGAGAGACAGAAUAACAACAAAACAAUCCAGAAAAACGCAUGUCAAAUGUUAUAAAUUGAUUUGCAUUUUAAUGAGGGAAAUAAGUAUUUGAACCCCUCUCAAUCAGAAAGAUUUCUGGCUCCCAGGUGUCUUUUUAUACAGGUAACGAGCUGAGAUUAGGAGCACACUCUUAAAGGGAGUGCUCCUAAUCUCAGUGUGUUACCUGUAUAAAAGACACCUGUCCACAGAAGCAAUCAUUCAAUAGAUUCCAAACUCUCCACCAUGGCCAAUACCAAAGAGCUCUCCAAGGAUGUUAGGGACAAGAUUGUAGACCUACACAAGGCUGGAAUGGGCUACAAGACAAUCGCCAAGCAGCUUGGUGAGAAGGUGACAACAGUUGGUGCGAUUAUUCGCAAAUGGAAGAAACACAAAAUAACUGUCAAUCUCCCUCGGCCUGGGGCUCCAUGCAAGAUCUCACAUCGUGGAGUUGCAAUGAUCAUGAGAACGGUGAGGAAUCAGCCCAGAACUACACGGAGGAUCUUGUCAAUCAAGGCAGCUGGGACCAUAGUCUACGCCGUGAAGGACUGAAAUCCUGCAGCGCCCGCAAGGUCCCCCUGCUCAAGAAAGCACAUAUACAUGCCCGUCUCAAGUUUGCCAAUGAACAUCUGAAUGAUUCAGAGGAGAACUGGGUGAAAGUGUUGUGGUCAGAUGAGACCAAAAUUGAGCUCUUUGGCAUCAAUUCAACUCGCCGUGUUUGGAGGAGGAGGAAUGCUGUCUAUGACCCCAUGAACACCAUCCCCACUGUCAAACAUAGAGGUGGAAACAUUAUGCUUUGGGGGUGUUUUUCUGCUAAGGGGACAGGACAACUUCACCGCAUCAAAGGGACGAUGGACGGGGCCAUGUACCGUCAAAUCUUGGGUGAGAACCUCCUUCCCUCAGCCAGGGCAUUGAAAAUGGGUCGUGGAUGGGUAUUCCAGCAUGACAAUGACCCAAAACACACGGCCAAGGCAAUAAAGGAGUGGCUCAAGAAGAAGUACAUUAAUGUCCUGGAAUGGCCUAGCCAGCCAUAGAAAAUCUGUGGAGGGAGCUGAAGGAUUGAGUUGCCAAACGUCAGCCUCGAAACCUUAAUGACUUGGAAAAGAUCUGCAAAGAGGAGUGGGAACAAAAUCCCUCCUGAGAUGUGUGCAAACCUGGUGGCCAACUACAAGAAACGUCUGACCUCUGUGAUUGCCAACAAGGGUUUUGCCACCAAGUACUAAGUCAUGUUUUGCAGAGGGGUCAAAUACUUAUUUCCCUCAUUAAAAUGCAAAUCAAUUUAUAACAUUUUUGACAUGUGUUUUUCUGGAUUUUUUUGUUGUUAUUCUGCCUCUCACUGUUCAAAUAAACCUACCAUUAAAAUUAUAGACUGAUCAUUUCUUUGUCAGUGGGCAAACGUACAAAAUCAGCAGGGGAUCAAAUACUUUUUUCCCUCACUGUAAGCAUUGAAUGAAUGCUGAACAGUGCUGACGGAUGCCGUAUUAUCAUAUACAGGCUCAUUUAUUCUUGGCUUUGGCUAAGAAGUGUGUGUGUGUGUCUGAGUACUACAGAGGCGUUGGCUGGUGAGGAUGUUAGUAGUCAGUAUGCUAAUGACAGGCGCUCUGCUGCUGGGUGUUUCAGCUCUCUACACAUACAGUGGGGGAAAAAAGUAUUUAGUCAGCCACCAAUUGUGCAAGUUCUCCCACUUAAAAAGAUGAGUGGCCUGUAAUUUUCAUCAUAGGUACACGUCAACUAUGACAGACAAAAUGAGAUUUUUUUUCUCCAGAAAAUCACAUUGUAGGAUUUUUAAUGAAUUUAUUUGCAAAUUAUGGUGGAAAAUAAGUAUUUGGUCAAUAACAAAAGUUUCUCAAUACUUUGUUAUAUACCCUUUGUUGGCAAUGACACAGGUCAAACGUUUUCUGUAAGUCUUCACAAGGUUUUCACACACUUGCUGGUAUUUUGGCCCAUUCCUCCAUGCAGAUCUCCUCUAGAGCAGUGAUGUUUUGGGGCUGUCGCUGGGCAACACGGACUUUCAACUCCCUCCAAAGAUGUUCUAUGGGGUUGAGAUCUGGAGACUGGCUAGGCCACUCCAGGACCUUGAAAUGCUUCUUACGAAGCCACUCCUUCGUUGCCCGGGCGGUGUGUUUGGGAUCAUUGUCAUGCUGAAAGACCCAGCCACGUUUCAUCUUCAAUGCCCUUGCUGAUGGAAGGAGGUUUUCACUCAAAUCUCACGAUACAUGGCCCCAUUCAUUCUUUCCUUUACACGGAUCAGUCGUCCUGGUCCCUUUGCAGAAAAAACAGCCCCAAAGCAUGAUGUUUCCACCCCCAUGCUUCACAGUAGGUAUGGUGUUCUUUGGAUGCAACUCAGCAUUCUUUGUCCUCCAAACACGACGAGUUGAGUUUUUACCAAAAAGUUCUAUUUUGGUUUCAUCUGACCAUAUAACAUUCUCCCAAUCCUCUUCUGGAUCAUCCAAAUGCACUCUAGCAAACUUCAGACGGGCCUGGACAUGUACUGGCUUAAGCAGGGGGACACGUCUUGCACUGCAGGAUUUGAGUCCCUGGCGACGUAGUGUGUUACUGAUGGUAGGCUUUGUUACUUUGGUCCCAGCUCUCUGCAGGUCAUUCACUAGGUCCCCCCGAGAUGAGGACCAAGGCGCAGCGUUGCAGGCAAACAUACUCUUUAUUUAGCGAUUAUACGACAAAAUAAACAAACGAUAACGUGACAGUUCACGGUCUAACACAAACCAACUAGAAACAAGAUCCCACAAACACUAAGGGAAACAGACUGUUUAAAUAUGGCUCCCAAUCAGAGACAACCAGCAACAGCUGACACUCGUUGCCUCUGAUUGGGAGCCACUCUGGCCAACAUAGAAAAGCAACAACUAGAUAAACAAAUGAAACGCACACCCUGGCUCAACAUACAAGUGUCCCCAGAGCCAGGGCGUGACAGUACCCCCCCCCUAAAGGCGCGGACUCCGACCGCGUCAACUAAAUACCACAGGGGAGGGACCGGGUGGGCACUCCGCCUUGGCGGCGGAUCCGGCUCCGGGCCUGAUCCCCACUCCCUCUCCAACCCCCCAAAGUACCCCUGGUCCGGUCUGGCCCCGCUGACCGGAGCUGGACUGCACACUGGUGGAGCGGAUUGCUCUAGCUCCGGCGUGAAGCAGCUGACCGGUGCCAGACCAGGCACCGGUGGAACAGGCACGGGCCGUGCUGGAUUGACGACGCGUACCAUAGGCUUGGUGCGGGGAGCAGGAGCGGGCCGGACCGGACUGGCGACGCACACCACUGGCUUGGUGUGGGGAGCAGGAGCGGACCGGACCGGGCUGGCGACGUGCACCAUAGGCUCGGUGCGGGGAGCAGGAACAGGCCGGGCCGGGCUGGCGACGCGCACUAUAGGCUCGGUGCGGGGAGCAGGAACAGGCCGGGCCGGGCUGGCGACGCGCACCACAGGCUCGAUGCGAGGAACAGGAACAGGCCAGACCGUACUGGGGACACACACCACUGGCCCUAUGCAGGGAUCAGGAACGGGCCGGACCGGACUGGUAACACACCCCAGUACCUCUCGCCGUGCCUCCACACUUUCCCUCUCCUCUGUGACCAGUGGCCCCCUUAACCUGGCGGCCUCCUCUGCACACCCGCUGGACCGCUCCAUCGCGGCCUCCUGCUGCCCCGUCGUCCCCGGCGUGAGCCCCCCCCUAAAAAAUUUCUGGGGGUCUCUCCUCCCCGUGGGCCAGGCCUCUAUAGUUCUCGCCCAACUCUCGCUCUUCUGCUUCCAACUCCAGCCAUUCUGCUCUUCAUUUGGCUUGACCCAGUCGAGACUCUUCCUCCACUGUUCCCAAGUCCACCCUCUCUGCUCUUCACUAGGCUUGACCCAGUCGAGGCUGCCACGGAGAUCUGCUAGCGAUUCCCCUGGCGAUGGCUCCUGGACACGCUGCUUGGUCCAGUUUUGGUGGGAUCUUCUGUCACGGUCGUCGGGAACAGAGGAGGACCAAGGCGCAGCGUUGCAGGCAAACAUACUCUUUAUUUAGCGAUAUUAUGACAAAAUAAACAAAACGAUAACGUGACAGUUCACGGUCUAACACAAACCAACUAGAAACAAGAUCCCACAACAACUGUGGGAAAACAGACUGUUUAAAUAUGGCUCCCAAUCAGAGACAACCAGCAACAGCUGACACUUGUUGCCUCUGAUUGGGAGCCACUCUGGCCAACAUAGAAAAGCAACAACUAGAUAAACAAAUGAAACGCACACCCUGGCUCAACAUACAAGUGUCCCCAGAGCCAGGGCGUGACACCCGGUGUGGUUCUGGGAUUUUUGCUCACCGUUCUUGUGAUCAUUUUGACCCCACACAGUGAGAUCUUGCGUGGAGCCCCAGAUCGAGGGAGAUUAUCAGUGGUGGUGUAUGUCUUCCAUUUCCUAAUAAUUGCUCCCACAGUUGAUUUCUUGAAACCAAGCUGCUUAUCUAUUGCAGAUUCAGUCUUCCCAGCCUGGUGCAGGUCUACAAUUUUGUUUCUGGUGUCCUUUGACAGCUCUUUGGUCUUGGACAUAGUGGAGUUUGGAGUGUGACUGUUUGCGGUUGUGGACAGGUGUCUUUUAUACUGAUAACAUGUUCAAACAGGUGCCAUUAAUACAGGUAACGAGUGGAGGACAGAGGAGCCUCUUAAAGAAGAAGUUACAGGUCUGUGAGAGCCAGAAAUCUUGCUUGUUUGUAGGUGACCAAAUACUUAUUUUCCACCAUAAUUUGCAAAUAAAUUCAUUAAAAAUCCUACAAUGUGAUUUUCUGGAUUUUUUUUCUCAAUUUGUCUGUCAUAGUGGACGUGUACCUAUGAUGAAAAUUACAGGCCUCUCUCAUCUUUUUAAGUGGGAGAACUUGCACAAUUGGUGGCUGACUAAAUACUUUUUUCCCCCACUGUACUGUGUGUGAGAGAGAGCGGGGGAAAGAGGGAGAGCGAGAGAGACAAAAUAGUGUGAAAGUUGACUUUGACAAUACCACUGGGUAUGCAAAUCAACUGGGUUUCUCUGUAAAAAAAAGAAAAAGCGAUUUAAAAAGUGUCCGAAUUUUUCAAUUGCGGUGUGACGCCAUCCUAUUUCAGAGCUGGAGGGGUUUGGAACUCUCUCCCAGUAUCUGACCUACUUUCCUUCUCAUGAGACUGAACUGAUCAUUCAUGUGCCCCAGGCCACACACACACACACACACACAAACACAGAGUCAAACACAGAGUCAAACACAGAGUCAAACACUCACUUCACCCUCAUGGUUGGCUAACUGGCCAGUCUAAGUAGAGCGAGAGAAGGUUGAAAAGUCAAAUGUUCCCUGCACUAGUAGCCACAACUACACUGUCGGGUGUGCUUUACUUUGUACCAGCAUGAACACGGUCGGAAUGAUGGUUCUGACAGGCUGAAUCGAAUGCAUGUAUUGGUCUGGGUCGCAUUCAUUAGUGCACUGCACACCGUAGCAAAAUGCUUUGCAGCGGAAAACAAGCAUUUCUCAAGUACAGCUAGUUCCUCCCCGUUUUGGUCCGUUAUGUUCGUUUGGUGUCUGGUGAAUAAGACCUGGUCUGUGUGUGACAUAGAUUCACUGUAAUCUCAGUGUGAGACCUUGAUGUCAGUCACUCUAUUUGUGACAGAAAGUGGAUACACCCCGACGCCUAAUAGUAGAUCUGAAUACACAUUACCAUUGAUGUAGCCGAAAUGCUACAUUUUUACUUGGCUCUAGUCGAAUGCUAGUCUAAUACUAAUUGUAGACAACGACCCCUGUUACCUACUCUAUCAUUAUUGUCUGUCAAUAGGUUAGUAAUUGAACCCCAUACACAGGCUGUGUACCAAAUGACACCCUAUUCCCAAUCUAGUGUCACUACUUUUGACUGAAUGCAGCUCCAGUCAGUCCGUUGAUUGAUUGGUGUUGUAUAGAACUGAAGAUAGGUGAUGGAUGGGUGAUCCAUAGAAAUACAAUGAGGUGAUCUACCAUUUGGCUGGGACUCGUCCCUAAUUUCAACGGAGGGCUAAAGGCAAGAGCAGUGAAUAAUUGAAGAACAGCCCUAGUCUAGUCUUACACAGCACAGCGUUGCUCUCUCCCUCCCAGUUCUCUAUAGCUUUUAGGUCUUUCUUAGGUCUCCAUGGAGAAUGUUUAGGUGAAGUGUGUGUGGCGGUCAAAUUUAGUCCAUUUUAGCAGUGAAUGUAAACAGGCCUAUUAUUAUCAAUAUUAUAUUUGCAUUGUGAAAAGUGAUGUAAAAUUGUGUAUUACACCUUUUAAUUCUCCCAACGUAUUAUUUUUAUAUAUAUAUAAAAACAAAACAUUACAAAAAAUUGCGGACCACCUGCAGUACCCCGGACCACAAGUUGAAAACCGCUGGUCUAGAGCAAAUGUUAAUGUAGACAAAUCUCAUUAACAAGUGCUGAGGCUCAGGUGACCUGAGUGACACGGGGUACAGUUUCACCUGUUCCUCAGCAGACUUUUUUUCUUCCUCUCUUGAAAUGGCCGGCACACAGGAGCAGAGCUGUGUACAGGAAAUGGAGGCAGAAAACCGGCCUCCCUGAUAGCUCGGGCUCACUCACACAUCACACGGAAACUCGAACACAUACUCUAAAAGCUCACACACUUUCAUCAAACACUCGCUCACACACACAUAUACAUACAUACAUACACACACACCUAGGCUAACGCUAACUCCCUUCAAGUGUAGCUGAGCUAGGUUGCUCAGCGAGCAUUUUUAUGUAUUUAUUUUUAUUUCACCUUUAUUUAACCAGGUAAGCCAGUUGAGAACAAGUUCUCAUUUACAACUGCGACCUGGCCAAGAUAAAGCAAAGCAGUGCGAUUAAAAACAACACAGAGUUACAUAUGGAAUAAACAAAAACGUACAGUCAAUAACACAAUAGAAAAUAGAAAAUCGAUAUACAGUGUGUGCAAAUGUAGUAAGUUAUGGAGGUAAGGCAAUAAAUAGGCCAUAGUGCAAAAUAAUUACAAUUUAGUAUUAACACUGGAGUGAUAGAAGUGCAGAAGAUGAUGUGCAAAUAGAGAUACUGGGGUGCAAAUGAGCAAAAUAAAUAACAAUGUAAAUAACAAUAUGGGGAUGAGGUAGUUGGGUGGGCUAAUUACAGAUGGGCUAUGUACAGGUACAGUGAUAGGUAAGCUGCUCUGACAACUGAUGCUUAAAGUUAAUGAGGGAGAUAAGUGUCUCCAGCUUCAGAGAUUUUUGUAGUUUGUUCCAGUCAUUUGCAGCAGAGGACUGGAAGGAAUGGCGGCCAAAGGAGGUGUUGGCUUUGGGGAUGACCAGUGAGAUAUACCUGCUGGAACGCAUACUACGGGUGGGUUUUGCUAUGGUGACCAAUGAGCUAAGAUAAGGCGGGGAUUUGCCUAGGAGUGAUUUAUAGAUGACCUGGAGCCAGUGGGUUUGGCGACGAAUAUGUAGUGAGGGCCAGCCAACGAGAGCGUACAGGUCACAAUGGUGGGUAGUAUAUGGGGCUUUGGUGACGACAACAUUGCGUGAUAAGUGACCUCGCAUGAGACUGAAAGACUAGUGUUGACUCUUAGAUCUAGGCCUACCAUUUGGGAUUGCGCUCCAUGAGCUAACACAGUCUUAUGUCUUGCGUGUCGUGAUGACAAGCCGGGGUUCAGUACCCGUGUUGUUAGGCUCUACAAGGGUAGAAUUUCUCUCUCUCUCGCUCCUUCACUCUCUCUCUCUCGCUCUCCCCGUUAGGCUAUACAAGGGAAGAAUUGCUCACUCUCUCUCUCUCUCUCUCCCGCUUCUCUCUCUCCUCUUCCUCUCUAGUGAUGUGUCUCUGUUCUUGUCCCAGAUUCUGCAGUAAUAAGCCCAGCAGAACUCAGCACUUUCCUAAUGAAUCGCUCCAGUCUGAGGAUGAGUCAGUACAGGGAUCUGGAUCUUAUGAUCCUAUCUAAUGGAAGGGCUCUUCAUGUGUGAUGCUUUACAAAUGCAUUUUCCCUCUUUCUCCCCUCUCCUCUUUCCCUCUCUCUGCUGUUCUCUCUCCCCUCCUCUCCCAUCUUCCUGUUCUUUCAUAUCUCCUCCCCUCUCCCAUCUUCCUCUUCUUUAAUCUCUCCUCCCCUCUCCCAUCUUCCCCUCCUCUUUCCCCCCUUCUCUUCUCUCCUCAGGCGAGGGCUGAACCCACCCCACAGAGUGAAGUCCAUCUCCAUGACGACCUUCACGCAACCGGAAAUCGAGUUCCUCCAGAAACACGGCAAUGAGGUAGGUCGGCAUAGCGACCGGGCCCCACAGACCUCCCAGGACUGUUGUCAACAUGGCUGCCUGGGUCGUAUACACUAGGAACCAAAGGGAAGCAAACAGGCCAAAAUGAAACGCUAGUUUUUGUUUUCUGUUGUCACUGUCCAGCUCUUCCAGUUCUUAGCACCCCGAUGGAGACUAGAAUGCAGAAAUACAUAGGUUUAUAAUGAUAAAGAAGUGUUUUUCAAACCUGGUCCCAGAUCUGUUUAUGCUCUCUUGCUGUCUUCUAUGCUCAUUGUGAUGGCCAGACACACAAACAGAUCUGUGACCAGGCUAGUAGCCUAUGUUUCUAUUCAACUUCCAUUGUCCUCCAAGCUAGGCCACCUUUCGUAUGUCCACCUCUUAAUCAAUCAGUCUAAGGAGCGCUGGCUGGCUGGCUGGCUGGCUGGCUGACUCCUUGCCCUCAAUGCCCUGAGACUUAUUCUAACCCCAGAUCAUGGAAUUCCAUACUUUGUGUUCCAUAUGGCCGGCCUCACCCUUUCCCCCUUUUGGUUUUGGGUGACAUUCCACUGAUAUUUCCCCUAAUCCUGUAAAGUGGGAUUUGUGUGCUGACCGGGUGGCCACGGCACAACAGACACAGAGCAGCUCUUUCAGGAGAUGUCGCUCUGAUGCUCUCUCAUGCGUUCCAUGCGUCUGGUUAUUUAUUUAGUUGGCUCUGACCCACACACACACACACACACACACACACACACACACACACACACACACACUUUAAUCUGCCAAGGAUUCCGAAUUGGAGUAAUGAGCUUCUGCUAGAUGAUAUGGGUGGUAGUGGUACAAAACUGAACCUGUGCUUGUCCUUGAUGCUGUUCUGCAGGCUAUGUGUGUCAGGUGCUUUAUGUGAGAAGAAUAUUCUAGGCCUAUUGGAAACAUCGAUACAAGCCUUGGAGGACAUGCAUUAUCUUCAGCCUUGACUUUAUUGUCUCCUGCUGUCUGUCCUCUUUUUAUAUAUAGUUUGUCAGUUUGUCUCUCUCUCUCUCUCUCUGUCUCUCUCUUUCGCUCUCUGUCUGUCUGUCUGUCUCUAUGAUUCAGUAUGUAUUCUGUUUGUCUGCUUCUAAUUGUAAAAUCCUAGGUGUCCAUGUGUACUGUAAAAUAAUUUUGCACUUGGCAAGUUGGCUGUAGAUCUCUCCAUUUCCGGGCUCCCAAGAGACACCCUGGAAUGUUCCUGAAUGUCCUACAUUCUGAUGCUGCUCUCUAGGCCUGGAAGUGUUGAAGGGUUUUCUCUCUCUUUCAUGUUUGUAUUUUUCCUCUGUAAAGGGGAUGAACCACAUCUUCUGAUUUGCCUGUGACUUUUAUUCUCCUUACAAUUUUCACCAAACCUGUUUUUCUGCUGUCUCUGUCCGUCCCCUCUCUCCUAUCUUCUCUAGUCAUGCAAACAGAUAUGGCUGGGGCUUUACGACGACAGAACCACUUCCAUACCGGAUUUCAGAGAACCCCAGAAAGUCAAGGAGUUCCUUCAGGAGAAAUACGAGAAGAAGAGAUGGUGAGCGGCUGCUGUAGAGUCCAUAGGGCUCUGGUCAAAAGGAGUGCACUAAAAAGGGAGUAGGGUGCCAUUUGGGACCCUUCUCUCCACUGCAUGAGAAAUCCCUAGAGACGGGCAGCUCACUGCAGUUGGCCCUCGAGCAGCAAGGCACUUUGCAUCAGUAACAACCCAGGCGUAUUUAGUGGAUGAUAUCUAGGUUACUGUAUGCGUUAGUUGGAAUCUAAAAGGAAAGUAUAAUAUUUACACACACCUAAUGCUGCGUUUAGACAAUGGACGCAAAAACCGUCAUACCAGUCGGCAUAGCGGGACAAGAAAACAAGGAAGAGGGUGACGGCAAAAGCAAGCCUGAACGACGGUAUGCGUUGCUAUGGUGAUAUCAGUAAACAAACAAGUGCAAAUCAACAUCCGGUUGGAAACAAGUCCUGUUUACCGUGGCGGCUGACGGCAUUCACCUCCAGCCUCAACGGCAUUUACUGUCGUGCUCUCAUUGAAAACAAUGACAUCCGGUUUGCUGUCUACAUCAUACCAUCUAAACGCAGCAUAAAUGUUCUCACAGGAGCAGCCAAUCUCUUUGCUUUCAAUUAAUGUUCAGGACCUGUAUGCACAAAUAGGAGUGCUGAUCUAGGAUCAGGUCCCCCCUGUCCAUAUACUCGUAUUCAUUAUGAUCCUAGAUCAGCACUCUUACUCUGAGAUGCUGGGUUAUAGGAGUCCAUUUGAAUUCAAGCCUGUGUUGCUGUGUAACCAAUUGAACACCAUUGUUGUUGUGAUUUAGGUUUGUUCCCCCGGAGCAGGCCAAAGUGGUGGCUUCGGUCCAUGCCUCCAUCUCAGGCUCGUCAGCCAGCAGCACCAGCAGCACCCCCGAGGUCCGACCCCUCAAAACCCUGCUGGGGGAGUCGGCCCCCACCCUGCACCUCAACAAGCACACGCCCAGUCAGGUAAGACACACUGGUUACUCAGCUGGCUGAUAACAGGCCAUACAACGUUUUCCCUGACCUGAAGUAGGGCCCAGGGAGUUUUUCCUGGUCAGAUCAUGUAUUCAGGAGACCCUUCUGGCUCUAGUAGUCAAAACAUAUAUAUUUUUGAGUUGCUUUCAAUAAGAUAGCCUGUGAGAAGUGUGGAUAUCCAGGUGAACUAUUUCUGCAUGGUUGAGGUGUCCGUCUCUCUGUUAGUUAACUGGGUCAUAUUUAGCACGAAAUGGAGUGAAACGGAGGUUCCAUCCGAACUUCUGUCCAAUAAGAAACGCCCAUUUUUGUUUUCUGUUGCAAAGCGUUUUGCUACGGCAUGCCCUAAUGAACACAGCCCUGUUGGCUCUCUGUAGUCUCCGGUGGGGAGUCGUGCAGCCCAGGCCCUUCAGCUGAGCCAGCAGCAGCAGUUCCACGACAAGAAGUUUGACCUCCUCAGCGACCUGGGAGGAGACAUCUUCGCCACUCCGCCCCCAGAUGGCAGCAGGCUCGGCGGCCAACUUUGCCAACUUUGCACAUUUCAACAGUCACCCAGGUAAGGAGGAGUGGCACGAGCUGCACCGGUCCCUGGAGCGGUCCUUACACCCCUGGGCACAGUGGUUACAUCUACUGCUUAGUGCAUAGACUUCAUUGGUCAAUGAUACUUAUACUCAAUGAUACAUUUCCUGAAGAAUAUUUGGGUGCUUGCUUCAGCUGUCCAAAAGUGUGUUUUAUGGCAGUGGAAGAAACUUUAGAGGCAUUUCGACUUCCUUAAUUUCAAGAGUAUGGACCUUCACUUUUUCUUACCACACUUUAUGUUUUUCAUAUCAAGAAACAGACAUACACAUAUGAACAACAACUUACACACAAACAACGACUACAUCUCAUUGCCCAGACCCGCAUGCUCACACCCCCCUCAUUGAUUUUAAAUAAUUAAAAUGGUUGAUUUCCAAGUACCUUAACCCCCUCAUUGUCCAUCACACUGGUCUAUGUAAAGCAUCGCAAGACACUGGAAUUCUCAUAUGGCUAUGGGCGGUCAGUUCCUUGGUUACUAAUGAGGCCAACGUAAAGCUGUUUGCUCAGAGAAUAAUGUUUUCUCAUCCUCAAAGAGCCAUAAAGUUAUACCUUAAUGUAGUGUGGACAGAAAGGCAGCACCAGGUAAACCCACAUGAGGCUUAAAGACACACACACUCUAAAAAUACAUCACAAUUUGAUACUUAAAAUAGUAUUCAUUUUAGAAAAUAGACAAUAACCUACACACUUAUCAAACGUUCUAUACCUAUCAAUCCUUUCCUUUCCUAUCUUUCUACUACUUAACCAAAAUACAUCCGAGAUUCACAGGAAGCCCAUCUCUGCAGCAAUCUCCCAACACCCCCAGAAUAGCUUCCAGUUUCUCCAUCUCUUUAUCCUCACGUUCCUGUAGAACUCCACCUUGUCAUCUCCAUGUGCUUGUGGAACAGAUGUUGUUUCUCCUGCUCAUGCAGGUGCUGGUUGUGGUAGCAGAAGCUGGCCAUGUUAAGGGACCGGGACUUCCAGUAAUACUCAAAAUGACAGAGUAACUCGGGAGGAUCUGACCUAAAGUCACAAUAAAACUAAUUCCAUGUAUCUACAUGGAAUUAGAGAAAUACUCAAUAAGCCAAAUCAAAAACAGAAAUGAUCAAAAUCAUGGGAAGAAUGCAGUAUUUGAUGCUUACCGUUGUUGGUGGAAUUUGAAGUUCUUGCAGGGAGAUACUGACGUCUCUGUGCCAUACAUGGUAGGGACUGGUGAAAUUGCUGGUUAUUGAAGUAAAUGUAUAAAACAUUUAUAAUCUUCGAUAGCAGAAGCAAGUCACACGUCUAGUCUUGAGGUUGAUGCAACCAAGGGUGUGUUCGUAAAUUCAAUCUGGAGUGCCAGAGUGCGCUCAGAGUUUACUGACACCGGCCAUAUUCAACGGGUGUUGAACGUUCGUAAAUUCAUCAGUUAUUCUGCGCUCUGGCACACUCAGACGAGAGUGCUCUGAAAUCGAAGUAGAUAGCCAGAAUGAAUUUACGAACGCACCCCAAAACUGAGUUCUAAAUCAACACUGUUACUCUUACCAGCCAAACAUUCUAAAUUCAAACAUUCUACCAUAGAGAUCCUAUUAAAUGACUAAUUCUAUGCAUUCUACCAACUUUGCUUUGGUUGAUUUAUUAUUUUUAUUAUUCAGAAUUGCCAUGACGAUGAGAGAGUGAAAUGAAUGGAUGUACUGUGUGCUUAAUUUAAAAUCUGUUUUACAUUGAACCCAGUGGCAGACACACACACACACACACACACACACACACUAGAAGGUCAGGGCAGUGCCCUAUAGAAGAAGUUGGACCUGUCAUCAUCACUAUCAUUGUUUGUUUGUCAUUGUCAUCUGGUGCCAGUCUGUCAUUAGCUCCAUAUAGUUUAGUUCCAUAUCCCUCAAUGUGUCAUUUCUGUCGUUUCAUCCCAAAUGGCACCUUCUACCCUAUUUAGUGCACUACUUUUGACCAGGGCUCUUGUCAAAAGUAGUGCACUAUAGGAAUAGGGUGCUAUUUGGGAUGCUGCCUGUGUCAUGUGUGACCAUUAAUCAUCUCAUUCAUUGUGUCCUGUUUUGUUUGUCCUUUUUGAUUUUAUGUGCGUCUGACCCUCGUACAAAGCUCCAGCUGCUCAGAACGCAAACGCAGACUUUGCUAACUUUGAUGCGUUUGGGAGCACGGCGGUGGGUCCAUCGGGUGCUUUCCCCUCUGCACCCCAAGCCCCCUUCCAGACCUCACGUACAGGUAGAGCAUGUUCCAUUCACCUGUCAUGGCCUGUCUCUAUCUCACACACGCUCACAUUUUCAACAGGUCACUGUUAGACUUCCUCCUUUCCCAGAGGCGCUCUCUCUCUCUCUGUUACACUCUCACAUCAGUUCACUCUCACUCCUACUUGUCAUGUGUUUUGUGUCCAUUUUGUCUGUUGUAGUUUAUGUUAGGAGACGUCUCCAUAUGAUUUGUCUACUGUCUUUAUCUGUCCCAUGUGUUUGUCUGUCACUCACUCACUGUCUCUCCUCCCCAUUCUCAAAGUCCUGGUCCAUGGCUCCAUCUCCGCUCCACUCAUUUCAUCACUCUCAUUGGCUCUGUAUUUGCUAGUUGGCUUGCUGGCUGCUCAAGGCACACACACUCACUCACUGGCUAGUUUUCCCCACCCACAGUCAAGGGAAUUAGAUUUUGAUGUACCACACCGCCCUCUGCUGGAGACUAAUGCCUGCAGUCUGCAGAUGACCUCUUGACUUCUACGCAGCAGUGGAUGGGAAUGCACUGCUCUCUGGGUGCAUCGAAACACUCUACAGUGGCAUCCUCUCCUUGUCACCUUUCCUUCAUCCGUAACUGAUCUGAAAGGAUCGAACAAAAGUACAGUUAGGCCUCUAUCUGUCAUGUCUGCUUUCACCUAUCCUAUAUGUUUUCAGAUCUGUGCGGAGCGCAGAUGAGGAGACGAGGAGAGGAAACCACUUUAGACUAUUGAGAUGCAACCCCCCCUCUCUCUCAAGGCUCCUCCUGCUCUCACUCACAUUGACCACCAUGCUGCCUGGCCUGGCCUCUUCUUUCACACUGACCACCAUGCUGCCUGGCCUCUUCUUUCACACUGACUCCAUUCGCUCUGUUAUGAUUUUGUUUUGCUUUUGGGUGAUGUUUUCCCAGUUUUGGUUUAUAUUUCUUCUUUUUUUUUGACCCUGUCUCUCUGGUACUCAUUUCACCCCGCCUGUUUUGGCUGCCAGCGUUCAUGUCCCUCUCAUCCAGCCGCAGUGUGGGUGAGUUUGCCACCGCUGGCACUGCUCUACCAUACCCAGGUGCAGGUGCUCACAGUAAGUUCUCUCCAUCUCACUGGGCUCAGCCUCUAGCUAACACCUUAACUGCCCUUUCUCCCCUCUGUCUGUCUGGUAGGCUCGAGGGGUUUUCCCAUAUCAAUGUCUAUGGUUGUUCCUGUUGAUGUGUGUGUGCCUGUCUGUGGAUGCGUGUGUUGUAUGCUCUUUGAUGUUUGCUGACCUGUUCAUAUCCAGAAGUACAGGGCCAUUAGUGCAAAAUAACAUGAUGUCAUGCAGUCUAAACUGCAGCCAGCUAUUGAAAGAAAAGAUGGCCAACUAUUACCUCGGCCUCUGGAUAUUCAUCUAAAAUCUAAAGAUAUUUCUCCACAUAUGUAUUGUACUAAGAUCUUGUAAGGGUGUAGGUAAUUCAGUAAUUCACUGUAGGUGUAUUCAUUUGUCAGACAGGAGAGUAGACAGGAUUUCUUAUUCCAUAGCAACAGUCAGGUUCUACCCUCAAACCACUCCCAGUGAAGUAAUGCUUCUUCUCUUCCUUUACCUCAACUCUCACUCUGUUUCCUCAGACAGUGACCAACCUCAGUCUCUGUGCCUAACUAACCCUCAGGGUAAGAUGAUUGUUAAGAAAGGCAACAAUCAUCCUACAAACACACAUGAAGCCACUGUGUGGCUCUUGUGACAGUCAGAGUAAGGACCAUGACUGCUGUUGGGCUCAUUUCAAGUCUGACACAGUUGACUGUUAUACUACUCGACAGUAUGAUGCAGAUCCUUUCCAUUGAUUUCAGCUCAGAUGACGCACAGUGGUGUUAUAAAUUAAAGAUGACUCUGCUGUACUCUGUAGAUGCUGCCUGUAUCCAGUAGCACACAGUGUUCAAUCCAGCCCCCCAGAUUUACGCUGCACAGUCAGAAACACACACACACACCCAGGCCCCUCUUGUGUGACUCCUCUCUGUCAUCUCUCUCUCUCUCUCUCGCAGGUAGCACGUCCUCGGGGGGCCUAGCUAACACUAGCAAUUUAGCUAAUUUUGACCACUUCCCCAAAUCCUGUAGCGCUGACAUUGGAUGCUUCAGUUCCUCUUCCCAGUCCCAGAGCCAGAGUUACUCCUCCACUGCAGGAGCGCCCAAUGGGCUGGUAGACAGAUACAGCGGCACUACUAGCGUCCCCACCGAUAGAUACGCAGCUCUGGCUGACCUGGAUACCAUCUUUAGCUCUGCCAAAACGGAGCAAGGUAACCCUCUCCAUGCUGCGAGCCAGCCUCCACUCUGUUUCGCAGACUUCAAGAUGCGUAGAGUAGAGUGAGAUUGCUAUCGGGUUGGGGAUGAUGCGCUCAUGCAUGGUGUAGAAUAGAUAAAGUCCGGGUCCCAUUCUUUCUGAACCAGCAGGUACAGUGGGUCCUCAUUUUAAAAGUUGCGUCAUACCACAGCACAGCUUGCGGAAUGGUAUGGCAUGUUGGAGUGCAUGACGUCAUAGUAUUUUACUGUCAAAAUAUGUUUAUCUAGAAUAACUGCAGCUCCAUGCCUACUGAUGGCAAUCAGCAAAUACCCAUUUGGGGAAAAUAUCCUUUCUAUUUUAGUCUGUUAUAUUCCAUCAUAUUCAUGUUGUAAAGGGAUGUGGAAUAUAAGCAUGUGAUGUCUGCUAAAUGUACAAGUUAAUUUCAUUGACAUGGCGCCGCCAUAGCCUCAGCGACUAUAGCACAGAUAAAUACAUCUUAAAUCAUGCUAUUCUGUUCUUUUGAAAUAAAUUGUCUUAGUACCAUGUUUUUUUUAUGACCUCCCUAAAUAAAAUAUUAAUAGAUUUCUUUGUGAUUGUGUAUGUUACAUUGAUUUAUUAUACAAUCUCUCCCUGCUGUGUGUAGGAGACGGAUGGAGUUACUAGCUUCUACAGUACCCUCCUGGCCUCCCUGUGUUGUGAACCAGCCUGUGUGUGUUUUCAGGAGGUAGCGUCCCUAGUGGGGUCCCGGGCUCUCUCCCCCCGGGGACGUCGGCAGGACUGCGUCACCCCCAGAGUCAGCUGACGGGUACGUCGGCGGCAGACCGCUACGCCGCGCUGGCCGAGCUGGACAACGUGUUCGGCUCGUCGGCCCCCGCCACCAGCGUCUACAACACCAUCAGCACUUCUCAAGGGUACGAGAACACACCAUCAGAUGAAUUCCCCCUCUUUCCAUUGCCCUCCAGUCUAUGCCUAGAGUUCUUUCUUUCUGUCUCUCUCAUAUUAUCAUCUUUGUAAAUAUAUAAAUCAACUUUCUUGUUAUCAACAAGUAGGUCUAUCUUUCAAAAUGAUACUCAGCCCUCUCGCCUCUGUCACUGGUUGCAUCUCAAAUCACACCCUAUUCUCUAAAAGGGCACUACUUUUAGCACUACUGCUAGGGACCAUAUAGGUAAUAUGCUGUCAUUUGGGAUGCCUCUGUCAUGGUGAGUCCAUGUGGUCACUAACGAGUGUUGUGUUGUGUCCCAGGGGGAUGUUUGGGCCUGUGACAGGAGUCUCGUCAGCCCAGGCACAACAAUGCAUGUCCAGCAUGCCCCAGGGUUUUGGAGGUGAGUUUCCAUUCGCUACCCUUUCCCCCUUAGUGUGCACUACACUAGUUAACUUACCCCGUGGGUUUAAAAACAUUGGAUAGGUGUAAGCAUUGGCUAUAGGGAGUUUUCUUCAUAUUUCACUCACUGUCUUGCGUCUAUUACUUUUCAAUCCAUGAGGGGGAGUGAACGAGUGCACGCUUCGGGGAGAAGGGGGAUGGAUUAAAAUGAGACCGCAACCCAUUUCUCCAGAGCUGAAGUAGACUUAGCUACUCAGAGAUGAACUAAUAUGAGUUUGAUGUCUCCUCUUCCCUUCUGCCAGGUCCGUCAACAAACCCCUUUGCUGCUGCAGUGGUUGCCCCGGCGACAGCCACCACCAACCCCUUCCAGAGCAACGGGAGAGCAGCGGCCAUGGCAGCAGCAGGUGGGGACACGCCACGGAUGUCUUGCAUACCCAAUGUACUUGAAACUAAAGCCAUAGGCUAUGAACCAAAUCAUUCUUGCCUACUAUUUACAAAAAUUCUAUACUAUGUACUAACCAUACUACAUACUGUUUAUAACAUACUGUUCAGUAAAAAUGUAUGCAGUAAGCAACAGAUAUCAACAUACAGUGGGGAGAACAAGUAUUUGAUACACUGCCGAUUUUGCAGGUUUUCCUACUUACAAAGCAUGUAGAGGUCUGUAAUUUUUAUCAUAGGUACACUUCAACUGUGAGAGACGGAAUCUAAAACAAAAAUCCAGAAAAUCACAUUUGUAUGAUUUUUAAGUAAUUAAUUUGCAUUUUAUUGCAUGACAUAAGUAUUUGAUACAUCAGAAAAGCAGAACUUAAUAUUUGGUACAGAAACAUUUGUUUGCAAUUAGAGAUCAUACAUUUCCUGUAGGUCUUGACCAGGUUUGCACACACUGCAGCAGGGAUUUUGGCCCACUCCUCCAUACAGACCUUCUCCAGAUCCUUCAGGUUUCGGGGCUGUCGCUGGGCAAUACGGACGUUCAGCUCCCUCCAAAGAUUUUCUAUUGGGUUCAGGUCUGGAGACUGGCUAGGCCACUCCAAGACCUUGAAAUGCCUCUUACGGAGCCACUCCUUAGUUGCCCUGGCUGUGUGUUUCGGGUCAUUGUCAUGCUGGAAGACCCAGCCACGACCCAUCUUCAAUGCUCUUACUGAGGGAAGGAGGUUGUUGGCCAAGAUCACGCGAUACAUGGCCCCAUCCAUCCUCCCCUCAAUACGGUGCAGUCGUCCUGUCCCCUUUGCAGAAAAGCAUCCCCAAAGAAAUGUUUCCAACUCCAUGCUUCACGGUUGGGAUGGUGUUCUUGGGGUUGUACUCAUCCUUCUUCUUCCUCCAAACACGGCGAGUGGAGUUUAGACCAAAAAGCUCUAUUUUUGUCUCAUCAGACCACAUGACCUUCUCCCAUUCCUCCUCUGGAUCAUCAGAUGGUCAUUGGCAAACUUCAGACGGGCCUGGACAUGCACUGGCUUGAGCAGGGGGACCUUUCGUGUGCUGCAGGAUUUUAAUCCAUGACGGCGUAGUGUGUUACUAAUGGUUUUCUUUGAGACUGUGGUCCCAGCUCUCUUCAGGUCAUUGACCAGGUCCUGCCGUGUAGUUCUGGGCUGAUCCCUCACCUUCCUCAUGAUCAUUGAUGCCCCACGAGGUGAGAUCUUGCAUGAAGCCCCAGACCGAGGGUGAUUGACCGUCAUCUUGAACUUUUUCCAUUUUCUAAUAAUUGCACCAACAGUUGUUGCCUUCUCACCAAGCUGCUUGCCUAUUGUCCUGUAGCCCAUCCCAGCCUUGUGCAGGUCUACAAUUCUAUCCCUGAUGUCCUUACACAGCUCUCUGGUCUUGGCCAUUGUGGAGAGGUUGGAGUCUGUUUGAUUGAGUGUGUGGACAGGUGUCUUUUAUACAGGUAACGAGUUCAAACGUGCAGUUAAUACAGGUAAUGAGUGGAGAACAGGAGGGCUUCUUAAAGAAAAACUAACAGGUCUGUGAGAGCCGGAAUUCUUACUGGUUGGUAGGUGAUCAAAUACUUAUGUCAUGCAAUAAAAUGCAAAUUAAUUACUUAAAAAUCAUACAAUGUGAUUUUCUGGAUUUUUGUUUUAGAUUCCGUCUCUCACAGUUGAAGUGUACCUAUGAUAAAAAUUACAGACCUCUACAUGCUUUGUAAGUAGGAAAACCUGCAAAAUCGGCAGUGUAUCAAAUACUUGUUCUCCCCACUGUACUAGGCAUGCAUACUGAGAAGGAGUCAUGUAAUGCGCAAUUGGGUUGUUCCGAGGUUAAAUGCUGAAGACACAUUUUAGUUGAAUGUAUUCAGUUGUACAGCUGACUAGGUAUCCCUUUCCCUGCCAUUCGUACAUCACGUCUGAUCACGUGGGAGUCUGAAAAUACAAUUAUCUUCCUCAAUAGCAUGCAGCUAAUUCGUACUAGAUGAAGUACAUCUCUGUGACUAAAGCUGAUCUAACUAUCAGUGGUUAGUGGCCAUUUUGAGGUAGUUCAGAACAAAAACAUGUUUCACAGAUGGCAACUAUUUUCCAAAGUCAUGCUAAAAUAUCACAUAUUAACUGAGGCAGGUGAUCAUGAAAAAGCUUCUCUAUGUAGCAAAAUUCAAGGAAUAGCCUAGUAGUCAAUCGAAAUCUCACAAGUCCAUAUUCUUAGAUGACUGUGAACACCUGAAACCAUGUGAGAGUGACCAUGGUCACAGUGGUCAUGGUCGUCAGAGGUCAUAAUGAGGUUAUGAACCAGAUGCCUUCACUUCAUCGCUCAGCUAAUUGUAUUAAUCUCUAAGUAAGUCUAUUGCCGGUGGCUCGGUUGCUACGAGACGGCAGCAUUAUUUACUAACAAUUGUCUGUAGCUAAAUGAGGAUAUAGUCCAAGUAGUAAUAUUCUUACAUAGACUAAAUCGGAGAGACACUGAUUGGGGACUGAGUGUUUCUGUAAUGAGCGUGAAGGUGUGUGCGUACGUGUGUACGUGCAAAUUAUAAUGGCUCUGUCUGAUUGCUCUUGUGAUGCUGGACAGGCCUGUUGGGGGCUCUGCAUGGGCAGGGUUACCCUCCAGCCCACUUUGGUAUGUCCCCUCCUCCUCCUCUUCCAGCUCACUCCUUUUCUCGCCCACUUUGGUAUGUCCCCCCCCCCCCUGCCUCCAUGUGUCUUGGCUGUGGCAGUGCUUCCUAGAGCUCCCCUGAGAGUCCUGUGACUGUCUCGCCGACUGUGCAUGUGUUGUGUGCCCUGACCUCUGACCCCAGUACUGCUUCUACUGUAUCUGUGAGUGUGGGGGUCCUGAUGCCUCAGCUACCCUCACCAAUCCCCCCCUGCCCUCACUCUUGCCCUCACUGACGCUCCCAGACUGUAGUGAUGUGGCACCGCCGAUUACCCCAUCUUGCCCCCUGCCGGCCAAGAGAAAUAGCCUAACUAACAGUCGUAGCUUUUCAGACUAUAGCUGUUGGCAGUGUGUAUGUCCUCCAGCAGAGCUCUGAGGUUAUAAACGGGUGUUGAAAGGACAUCAAACAGCCAGAUAACCAUUUAAGAGUAUCCUUUAACUGCACAACCAUCUUGACUGUAAGCUUCUUAUCAUUUUUCACCCUCCUGGAUUCUGUACACUGCAUUUGCUAAGAGUGCCUAUACCCUGAUUGAUGUAGUACUGUAGCUGUGUGCUAAAUGCUGGUUAUGUUAUGGAUAGAGCUAGUCUCUGAGACUCACAAAGUAGUGUUUUUUGUUGUUGCUGUGUUUGUUUCUCUGUGUUUAAGUGUACAUUGCUCAGUAAAGGUGUUUUAGUUCAGGUUGUGUGCCAAUGUUAACCUGGCGUCAGGUGUGAUUAUAGCUUGACUAGGUAGGUAGGUAGGUAGGUAGGUGGUGGGUGGGUGGGUGGGUGUGUGUGUGUGUGUUUGCGCGUGCGAAUAUGUUUUGUAGUCUGCGUUAGCGGUAAUUGUGUAGCGUAAGCUCUGUGUAACUGAUGUGAUAUUGUGUAGAUUGUGAGUGUCCUCUCCUCUCCCACCUAUCUUGCAGCCACGUUUGGAACAGGCUCCAUGAGCAUGCCAGCCGGAUUCGGGAACGCUGCUGCCUACAACCUCCCCACCAGCUUCAGUGGGACCUUCCAACAGCCCUUCCCUGGCCAGGCCUCCUUCCCCCAGCCUCCGGCCUACCCCCAGCAACCCAACGGUGUGUGUUGGUGUUUGCAUGGGUGUAUGUGUGCUUUGCAUGAAUUUGUGUGGUGUACCCCUUUCAUUUAAACCUUUCUCUGGUCCACCAGGAGGGGGGUUUUCAGCCUAUGGACAGACCAAGGCUGUGGUGACCCCCUUUGCACAGGCGAUGGCCGCACACUCUAGUAACCCCUUCUUGGUGAGUGGGACCAUCAGGUGGUUUUCAACCGAAUGUCCACAGUCUCUAUUUGAUAAGACUUGUGUUAGUUUCACUGGUGGUGAUUUAAUGGCUUCCCGCCCUCCCUUUCUCCCUCUCUCUCUGUCUUUGUCGUCCUUCUAGGCGGGCGCCCCUUCAGGACACUACCCCUCAGGAAGCUCUUCAACCAAUCCUUUCUUAUAGCGCUGCUCCAUCCAAACUUCCACCACUAGGGUGUUGUCAACUGCCGUGCUCCGCUCGCACCUCUUGCACUGUUUUGUUUCACAAGAUGCUUUAAAAAGACAAACGCAAUGUUUCUAAAACUGGUAUUUUGUAUUAUGUUUUAAGAACAAUGACAACAACAAAGUGACGUAACUGACACCGUCCAUGGCAACAAAAAUCUAAACAAGGUAAAGGUGUGUAGAGGGAAGGGGGGGUGUUAGGGGCGGCAGGAAGCCUAGCGGUUAAGUGCGUUGG